UUUCCCGAUCGAGAGAGACCAGAAAAGCGAAAACCAUCUGGUUUUUUUCCGGGAAAUAGCUGGUUUUCUUUUCCUUUCACGUUUAUCUCCUCUGUCGGAUCCCUUUACAAAUUCUUCUUUAAUUUUCCUUUUUCUUUUUGGCUUUGUUUGUGGGGUUGACGCUGAAGAGAGCAAUUUCCCUUUGUUAUUUGCUGAUUUUGUUUCAUCCCCCACACUCUUUUCUGGUUUUCUGUUAUUAUGUGCUUUGAUUUUCUGGGAUUUGUUCAAUGCAACUUCUUGACUGUUGUUUGUGACUGACUGCAUUUGAGUUGGGGACUUAACAAAAAGGAAGAUGAAUUGCUUUCAAUGUUGCUUGACAGACAAGAAAGUCGAUAGAAAAUCUCUGAAAAAGAGCAUUAAGGAGUAUCAGGACACAAAAGCUCUAACCUCUUUUGCCAACAUUUCCUUUAAAUCUGAUAGCAGUCGACGAAGGUACAUAACUGAGGAGAUAAAGAAGUUAGGAAAAGGAAACAUCACAGCUCAAACGUUUACAUUUGGUGAUCUAACCACUGCUACUAAUAACUUCGACCAUGAAAAUCUAUUGGGGGAAGGUGGUUUUGGAAGGGUGUACAAAGGCAUCCUUGAAAGCACAAAACAAGUAACAGCUGUGAAGCAACUCGACCGAAAUGGAUUUCAAGGAAACAGAGAAUUCCUUGUAGAGGUUUUGAUGUUGAGCCUUCUUCACCAUCCCAAUCUUGUGAAUUUGAUUGGGUAUUGUGCUGAUGGGGAUCAGAGGAUCUUGGUUUAUGAGUACAUGGCUCACGGCUCCUUGGAAGAUCAUCUUCUUGAUCUAGCGCCGGAUAAGACGCCUCUGGACUGGAAGACGAGGAUGAAAAUUGCUGAAGGAGCAGCGAAAGGACUUGAAUACUUACACGAAACUGCGAAUCCUCCUGUGAUAUAUCGCGAUUUCAAAGCUUCGAACAUAUUGUUGGAUGAUGAAUUCAAUCCAAAGCUUUCUGAUUUUGGUCUUGCAAAGUUAGGUCCUACUGGGGAUAAAUCUCAUGUUUCCACUAGAGUGAUGGGAACCUAUGGUUAUUGUGCUCCUGAAUACGCACUCACAGGACAGUUAACAACGAAAUCAGAUGUUUACAGUUUUGGUGUCGUGUUUCUGGAAAUAAUAACUGGAAGACGAGUUAUAGACAACGCGCGACCAACAGCAGAGCAAAACUUAAUCACUUGGGCACAGCCUCUUUUCAAGGACAGAAGGAAAUUUACACUCAUGGCAGAUCCAAAGCUAGAAGGAAACUAUCCAGUGAAGGCUCUGUAUCAAGCUCUGGCAGUGGCAGCCAUGUGUUUACAAGAGGAAGCGGGUACACGGCCAUUGAUCAGUGAUGUGGUUACAGCUAUCGAAUUUUUAGCUGCAGAUAAGGAUACCGAUGCAGACGUAGAUGACGAAGAGCCAGGUUUGAUAUCGGGAGCAGGUUUGGGUUCAGAUUCUCCUGAUAGAAGUAGUAGUAAUGGUGAUAAAAAUGUUGAUGUUGAGGGUGAGUGAUGGGAGGUGAUUUACAAUUUGAUUGACUAAAGGGAGAAGACAUUUGGAGCUUUGGCAACUGUAACUGGGGCAGCUUGGCUCCCCAUUUCCUUCAUUCUUUUGAAUAUUUUCCAGUAUGACAAGGCCAUUUAAGGAUA
Messenger RNA from Cucurbita moschata (crookneck pumpkin), 1668 nucleotides. RefSeq names its product probable serine/threonine-protein kinase PBL23. Gene Ontology annotation, biological process: protein phosphorylation. The coding region runs from base 332 to 1531 and encodes 399 amino acids. NCBI's taxonomy places the organism in Eukaryota, Viridiplantae, Streptophyta, Magnoliopsida, Cucurbitales, Cucurbitaceae. The record is from RefSeq and is a predicted model, not a curated record. The transcript has 5 exons. Gene Ontology annotation, molecular function: ATP binding; protein kinase activity.